Molecule: messenger RNA, 1263 nt
Organism: Tilletiopsis washingtonensis
Lineage: Eukaryota; Fungi; Basidiomycota; Exobasidiomycetes; Entylomatales
Exons: 4
Coding region: 1-1263 (420 amino acids)
Source: RefSeq, a predicted model, not a curated record
AUGCCCGCCGUCUCUGACUCUUCGUCUGUGCAGGGCGGCGCCACGGCGUCGGCAGCCACGGCAGCGCCCGCCGCCAGCGCGUCGACCUCCACCUCUGCCGUGCCGCGCGUUAGUCGCAAGCACGCUCGCGACGACGAGACGGCCGGCGGCAGCAAGCGUCUUCGCGACUCGACCGCUCACAACUCGUCCGUGAAGCGUGGGGACAGCGACGAGGAGCGCGCUGGUGACGGAGACAAAGAUGCCACGGAUCAGCGCAGCAUCAAGCAGCAGAGCCAGGAGAAGCAGAAGGGCCAGGAGAAGCAGACGAGCGAGCAGAAGGUGCAGCAGGGCAAGGGCAUCUACGGCAAGCAGGAGCUCGUCAAGCUUCUGCGCAAUCUAAAUGACGGGGAGGGUGAUCUUCUUGCAAACCUGCAACUGGAGUGCGUGAUGAAGCUACAAUUCCAGACGGGACGUCCAGCGGGAUCCUUUGUCGCAAACAAGGCCAAGGAGGACUUUGACGCCCUCGGAGGCGUGUGGUCUCACGACCUUGACAUUCUCCAGACGGCAAGCGGCGUCUUCAAGGUCAUCGUCAAGGUUCGCAACAUGAGGGGCGAUUGGAAUAUGCCGUCCGUAGCUCGUGGGGUCACCCACGACUUCCUGCUUGCGUGUCCUUCGACGCUGUCGGACACGAUCUUCGAUGUCACUCCGUGCAACUUCGCACUCCUGAUUCACCGAGGCCUGCUCUUUGACCUCACGCUGCAGGAGCAUGUCAAGAGCCUCGACGCACUCUUCUCGCGUCACGACAACUCCUCUCGCUUCAGCGCUAAGCCAUCGGCGCCUCUUCCUCGCCAGCCUCGCGGCGUUCGGCAGCCCUCUGUGCCUCUCUUCCUCCAGCUCCCUCGCGCCUCGAACGGCGCCGACGAGCCGCAGUCAGUCCGCGAGUACCUCGAGGGCUUCUCGAAGCUCGCGAAGGAGGCUGGCCUCCCGGCUGGCGGCAAGAAGCACGUCUGGCGCGAGGGCUGCGCUGCUGAAGCACUUGCUUCGGAGGCGGCGGCGGCGUCGGCGGCAGUGGACAUCCUCGGGUCCUGCUUCCACGCUGCCGGCUCGCUCAAGGGAGACGUGCGCAUCGACUCGGCGGGCCGCGAGACGACGGUGCUGAGCGUCAAGGGCAAGCAGCUCACCAGCCAAGACGUCUUCGUGGCGCAGAUCGCACGUGUCAAGCGCCGCCUCGACAUCCCGGGCGCCUCGACCGCCAAGAGCACGCACGCAGGUGCGUCGAAGUGA